AGUUAGUGUCACUGUGUUAAAUGAUCGCUAACUUCACUCCAGCCCCGGGUUAGCAGGUAUAACAGUUGUGGGCCGUCAGGUCAGACAAGCGGGAUCAAUUCCCGCAGCGUAACCCAGUUGCGACCGGGUAAGGUUGUAUGCUUGCUGCAGUCCGGGAGGUGUGUCCAGCGUACUGUUGUCUCACUGUACAACGCAAGCUGACGAAAACGCCCCCUGGGGAGACGAGUUACAUGCACGUGGACCAGAGUGGACAUAGGUAUAUUGGAUUACAGUACGCGUGACAGCCCUAACAGAAGAAAAUGGCCGACAUUGAGUUCGGGACAAAAAUGAGAGAGCAGUUCUGCCUAUCUAAUGAUUACUGCUUCAUCAAUCAUGGCUCCUGGGGAACAGUGCCCAAGUGUGUGCUGAAAGAGAAAAACAGAUACCUGGAAGAAAUAGAGAGCAAUCCAGACGGGUUCUUCCGGUGGAACCAUGGUCGCCUGUACAAAGAGAUGACAAACAUUGCUGCUCAGUUUGUCGGAGCUGAUCCCAAAAACCUGGUGCUUGUCGGCAAUGCAACAACCGGUGUCAACAGUGUUGUCAAAUCAUUCCCACUUAAAUCAGGAGAGGGGAUCCUCGUGACUAACUUGACGUAUCUGGCUGUGAGAAAUGCGUGCCAAGCGGCUUGUGAUAAAGUUGAAGGAGCAAAAUGUCAUAUUCUGGAGAUUAAAUUUCCUAUUGAAAGUGAAGACUCCAUCGUUGAAUUGUAUGAGGCUUAUCUACAAGCUAAUCCAGACGUCAAACUGGCCAUCAUCGAUUAUAUAACCAGCAGCACGGCUCUGUUGUUACCUGUGAAGCGUUUGAUUGAAGUGUGCCGCCGUCAUCAGGUGCUAGUGAUGGUUGAUGGGGCGCAUGCGCCGGGACAUCUGGCCAUUAACGUGGAGAAGCUUGGAGCGGACUUCUUUACAGCCUGUCAUCACAAGCGGCAGCUAUGCUCGAGCAGGCCUGGGGAACUUAUCUACUUCCUGUUCCGGAUUCAUGAGAGCACCAAACAUGAAGAUGAUCAGGUUACCUGCCUUGCAUAUGAAGACACUGUGGAAGGAAGCGAAGCCCUCAUGAAGGACUUAUUUGACCGGUAUAAACUCGUAAUGUGUGUGUGUGCACAUAACGGAGAACUGUUUGCUCGGAUAUCCGUUCAGAUCUACAACACGAUGGCGGAUUACGAGGUGCUGAAAAAUGCCGUGCUGGACAUCACCAAACAAAACAAACCUUACUGCUUCAUCAAUCAUGGCUCCUGGGGAACAGUGCCCAAGUGUGUGCUGAAAGAGAAAAACAGAUACCUGGAGGAAAUAGAGAGCAAUCCAGACGGGUUCUUCCGGUGGAACCAUGGUCGCCUUUACAAAGAGAUGACAAACAUUGCUGCUGAGUUUGUCGGAGCUGAUCAGAAAAACCUGGUGCUUGUCGGCAAUGCAACAACCGGUGUCAACAGUGUUGUCAAAUCAUUCCCACUUAAAUCAGGAGAGGGGAUCCUCGUGACUAACUUGACGUAUCUGGCUGUGAGAAAUGCGUGCCAAGCGGCUUGUGAUAAAGUUGAAGGAGCAAAAUGUCAUAUUCUGGAGAUUAAAUUUCCUAUUGAAAGUGAAGACUCCAUCGUUGAAUUGUAUGAGGCUUAUCUACAAGCUAAUCCAGACGUCAAACUGGCCAUCAUCGAUUAUAUAACCAGCAGCACGGCUCUGUUGUUACCUGUGAAGCGUUUGAUUGAAGUGUGCCGCCGUCAUCAGGUGCUAGUGAUGGUUGAUGGGGCGCAUGCGCCGGGACAUCUGGCCAUUAACGUGGAGGAGCUUGGAGCGGACUUCUUUACAGGAAACCUCCACAAAUGGUGUUACGUGCCCCGCGGCUGUGCUGUCCUCUGGGCACAUCCGCGCCAUCAGUCCUGGGUUUCCCCUCUCCUAACCGCCCACAUGUACAAAAAAGGCAUGCACCUGGAGUUUUCUUAUCAAGCGACCAUGGAUUACAGCUCUUACCUGUGCGUUAAAGCUGGACUCAAGUUCUACCAGGAUGUGGGAGGAUAUGAUAAGAUUCACUCCUAUACAUCUAGCCUGUCAUCACAAGCGGCAGCUAUGCUCGAGCAGGCCUGGGGAACUUAUCUACUUCCUGUUCCGGAUUCCAUGAGAGCACCAAACAUGAAGAUGAUCAGGUUACCUGCCUUGCCGUACGAAGACACUGUGGAAGGAAGCGAAGCCCUCAUGAAGGACUUAUUUGACCGGUAUAAACUCGUAAUGUGUGUGUGUGCACAUAACGGGGAACUGUUUGCUCGGAUAUCCGUUCAGAUCUACAACACGAUGGUGGAUUACGAGGUGCUGAAAAAUGCCGUGCUGGACAUCACCAAACAAGACAAACCGUGACUCGCGAGACUUUGAUUUAAAACCACAACUAAGAAUAUAAAAUUUUAUUUCUUUUUACAAGAUAUCUGUAUUUUUUAUCAUCUGAUUCAAGAUAAGUAAAUUUAAUGUGCUCUGUACUGUGUUA
Messenger RNA from Liolophura sinensis, 2508 nucleotides. RefSeq lists its product as uncharacterized. The transcript has 16 exons. The record is from RefSeq and is a predicted model, not a curated record. NCBI's taxonomy places the organism in Eukaryota, Metazoa, Mollusca, Polyplacophora, Chitonida, Chitonidae. The coding region runs from base 300 to 2384 and encodes 694 amino acids.